Messenger RNA from Fusarium venenatum, 357 nucleotides. The record is from RefSeq and is a predicted model, not a curated record. Lineage: Eukaryota; Fungi; Ascomycota; Sordariomycetes; Hypocreales; Nectriaceae.
AUGACCCUUUUGCAUCAUUUUGGUCGCAUCCUUCCCAACUAUGAAGCUCGAUUUCCCCCUCGCCCGAUGGAACAGGCUCAUCGGGAUGGCAUUCGCUAUUGGAGCCCUCAUUUGUUGUUCAACGAGGCUGAUGUUCUCUUUGGAACAAAGAAGACUGAGACUAUGGCUGAAGCGCCCAUGGGAGGAUCAUACCAUAUUCAUUUGAAAAAGGGCGAUGCUAUUCCUUUUACGUACCUUAAGGCCAUUGGUGGAGGCUAUGCUGGCAAUGAUUUGCGUCUUACCACACCUACUGGGAAAUCUAUUCCAGGCAUGCAGGGAUCAACUGUCGAGGCUUGUAAUGCUGGCAAGUUUACUUAG